Messenger RNA from Triplophysa rosa, 3986 nucleotides. It is a transcript of the gene gatad2ab, whose product is annotated as GATA zinc finger domain containing 2Ab. Lineage: Eukaryota; Metazoa; Chordata; Actinopteri; Cypriniformes; Nemacheilidae. The coding region runs from base 39 to 2282 and encodes 747 amino acids. Gene Ontology annotation, biological process: negative regulation of transcription by RNA polymerase II. Gene Ontology annotation, molecular function: sequence-specific DNA binding. The record is from RefSeq and is a predicted model, not a curated record. The transcript has 11 exons. Gene Ontology annotation, cellular component: NuRD complex.
UUUUUGGGCCACACGUACACAAAACUGAGGUAUUUAAAAUGAGUUCUGGUUCAACUUGUGCUGUUUCCGGUUGCUACAACAACUCGAAAAAACUGAAGAGUUUUCAAGAAAGUAUUUGUGUAGCUCACCAGAAAAUAAGGGAUGAAUGUCCGUGCCUGCCACCGUACGCAUUACACUCCAUGCCCGCGAAGAAUGAAAGGAAACACGCGUGGCUCGCGGCUAUGAAAUUAAAGAGUCCUCCAAAGAGAGUUUAUGUGUGUUCAUUUCAUUUCGUAGAUAAAAAGCCCACGGAACUUCAUCCCGAUCCGGAGCUUUACCUGGGUCACAAUCGACCGGAUCAAAGCAAACGAAAACAAGAUCAAGACGCCGACGGAUCUGACGGUGAGAAGAUGUCGGAGGACGUGGUGCGUCAGACGCGCAGUCAGAAGCGGGCACUAGAGAAGGAACCCCCCACUACCGAGGCCGACUUGAAAAGGGUCAAACUGGAGAGGGGAGAGCUGGUGACCGUGGAUGGACUGAAGAACAAGAGCGAACACGCCAACAAGGUGGCCAACAUCCUACGAACCGGAGAGGUGAAGGCAACCAUCAAGGUGGAGGUGCAGACCGGAGAUGAACCCGUGGACAUGAGCACUUCUAAGAGCGACAUAAAGAAGGAGCGUCCUCUGACGCCUGAUGAUGUCAUCAUUCUGUCGGACAAUGAGCCUUCUAGUCCUUGUAUGAAUGGGGUCAGCCACAGUUUCAAGAAGACAGAUACAGAAAUGCUGAUGAAGAGCAGCCCGGCCGAGCGUGAACACAUCAUCAAGCAGCUGCAGGAAGAGCUGCGCCUGCAGGAAGCCAAACUCGUUUUGCUGAAGAAACUUCGGCACAGUCAGACCCAAAAAGACGUCGCGCAAAAGUCAACUAAUUCUGUGACUGCACCUCCACCUCUUGUAAGAGGCAGCAUCUUGUCCGCUAAAGGACCUCUACAGGUGUCCAACCGAAACUCAGGAACAGUGAUUCCUCCUCCUCUGGUUCGAGGUGGGACCCAGGUCUCCAAACACGGCUCCACAGUGGUCAUGCCACCUUUAGUCAGAGGGUCACAGCCCAUCGCCGGGACCCCGCAGCAGAUUGCGUCGCUGCGACAGCAGCAGCAACAGCACUCUGGCUCUGGACCUCCUCCGCUUCUGCUGGGCCCGCGGACCUCCGUACCCAGUGUGCAGAUGCAGGGCCAGAGGAUCAUCCAGCAGGGCUUGAUCCGCGUGGCUAGCGUAGCCAACGCAAACGUCCUGGUUGCACAGGCAUCUUCGAAGAGCUCUUCUGUGAACUCUGGUCUGGGCACCAGCAGCUCCAGCGCAAACGACUCUCCUGCCAGUCGCCAGGCCGCCGCCAAGCUCGCGUUACGGAAACAGCUGGAGAAAACACUCCUCGAGAUCCCACCACCCAAACCUCCUGCACCAGAGCUUAAUUUUCUACCCUCGGCAGCCAAUAAUGAGUUCAUUUACCUGGUGGGGCUGGAGAUGGUGGUCCAGAAUCUACUAGAUACACUGGCUAAAAGCAAGCAGCCGCAGGCCGAGUCUGCAUCCACCCCAUCGCCCAAAGAACCCUAUACAUGCACCCAAUGUCAGACGGACUUCACCUCUCGCUGGAGGCAAGAAAAGAGCAAUGGAUCCAUCCUCUGUGAGCAGUGCAUGAGCUCCAACCACAAGAAGGUUCUGAAGGCGGAGCACACAAACCGUCUGAAGGCCGCCUUCGUCAAAGCCCUACAGCAGGAGCAAGAGAUCGAGCAGCGCAUUCUGAAGCAGGCCGCCUCGCCCGUCUCCAAGUCCACCAGCUCAUCUUUGUCCUCGCCCGUGAUCAAGUCGGAUCACGUGCUGGUGUCGCCGCAGUACAAGCAGGUGCGCACGUCUCUCCAACAGCAGCAAACCAGUAGAGGAUCAUCGGUGGGUCACUACCACAACACCAUCAAGCGGACUACAGGGCAGCUGUCACGCAGCGUACAGCAGGCGGUGAGCGCGGGCGCACGCCACAACUUCACCACGACCUCUCAGCUGCAGAGCGCCGUCACGGCCGCCGCGCUGGCCAGCAGGCCAGGUAAGCAUGCCGUGAGGGCAGGGGAAAAGGGCAGCAGCAGCACCAAUACCUGGAGGAAACAGAACAGCACCACCACAGGUGUCGCCAUGGCUUAUGGCAACUCCAGUCUUUCUGUGCACAGGACGACGUCUCCAGUAGACCGUCAACGCGAGUACCUCUUAGACAUGAUCCCCUCUCGCUCCAUUUCCCAAACAGCAAACACAUGGAAAUAGUGCCCUGUGAUGGACGACAACCAUCUUAAUAUUUCUCAUAAAUAUAAUCCUGUCUCUGGACGUUUGGUUGGUUAUCAAUAUGGGAGAACCAGCCAUUAAGCAAUAAUAAAAAUGAAAAAAUAUAUUUUCUUUCUAUUUCAUCUCUGUUCCAAGACCUUUAGUUGUACAGUUUGAGGCAAGAAACCCAUAGGCCAAAAAGUAUCCUAGAGCAGAACUGUACCAGGAUCAGUGAUCGAAGAGACACCAGAGAUCUUCUGUACAGGCCUUUGUAUGUAUCUACUGAAUCCCUCCAGAACCGAGUGGGCUUGAGUGAUCUAAUACACGUGAUGAUGUCACCCAUCCGCUUGCUUUCCGUGGCUCUUAUUUGGAGCCAAGUGGAGUGAUGGAUCUCCAUUAGAGUUCCAGGGACUCACGGACACAUUUUCCACAGGAAGUGGAGGAGACGGGAUUGUUGACUUCCUGCGUAAACCAGGGAUUGUUUUUUUUUUCUUUUGACCUUUUGCGGACCAUCUACGCUCUACGAGAUUGAUUUAGGUUUUCUGACGUGCACACUGUGUCAUCGGUGUGUAUGUUGCGUAUUUUGUUAAUAAAUUGUUUUUAGUUUUGUUGGUGUGGUUUUUUUUUACCGUGGGCUCAUUCCACCCUUUUUUGAAAUGGCCUUUUUUACAGGCUUCAAAUAUACAAGAAAUUGUUAAACUGUUGAGGUGGUUAUACAUCUGCUGGUGUAGUGUGUGUUUUGGAAUAUUUUUGGGUUGUUUUUUUUUCUUUGUAAGCUUACAAAAGACAUUUAACCGCAUCAGGGAUAGUAACGGAGAUGGUCAUAACUAACAAAAGCAGCAGCCGUGACCGGACAACUGUUGUAGACUUGCGUGUGUGUGCGUGUGAACAAUUUGUCGAUAUCAGGUGAGUCCGAUGGUAGAGCUGAUAUUACAUUAAACUUUCAUUGUGAUCUUUACCCCCUUAAAGCUUUCUUCUAACAGCAUCCAGGUAAUAUUUGGAUGUUUCGUUAUUUAUAAAUGUCACUUUAGAUGAAGGAUAUACUAUUAGCCCAAGUUGAAUGAAUUUUUAUCCCGGAGAUUUCUUUUUGUAGUUGCGAAUUAAAGAUUGCAAUUCUGUUUGCUAGAAACUUAUUCGUUUUAGAUCCUGUUGCAAGUUGUGCAGUCUGGCAUGAACGAAUCUUUCCUUAAAGGAAAUGUUUGGGUUGAAAGCAUUACUGCUUAAAGAAUGUAGCAAACAAUCUUGCGUGAUUAGAUAAGUGAAUUCCUUAUGUACCUGCCUGUUAGGUGUUGGUUGCGUUAUUUUGCCAUCUCUCUUUUUUUCUUUGUUCUGGAUUGAUUUGCUAGCAGUAUGCUUGAUAUUUUAGCUGAACAGUUCAUGUGUAUUAUAUGCAAAAGCUCGGGUCCCUAGUCUCUGCAGUCCAGAACACAUCCAGUUAUGCUGUAUGUCAACUUUUGGUUUUCAAGAUGAGAUCCGUUCGAUGCCUGUGCAGUGUUUGUGACAGGGGCCUGUGUUUUAGACGGCUGCUCUGAGUGACUACUGCCUGCUGCUGGUAACUAACACCAUUCCAUUUUCCCUGGGAUGCUGCCAUUGUUUGUGUAACAUCCCUUUUACAAAUUGUAAAAAAAAUGUUCUUUUUCAUCUGUUUCUGAUCUCUGUUAAUAAUUAUAAUAAAACUAAUUUUAGCCUGUUUUGGCUUGUGUGUUG